Chenopodium quinoa (quinoa) is the source of this 3399-nucleotide messenger RNA. RefSeq names its product probable pectinesterase/pectinesterase inhibitor 21. Gene Ontology annotation, biological process: cell wall modification. Gene Ontology annotation, molecular function: pectinesterase activity; pectinesterase inhibitor activity. The record is from RefSeq and is a predicted model, not a curated record. The transcript is spliced from 4 exons. Lineage: Eukaryota; Viridiplantae; Streptophyta; Magnoliopsida; Caryophyllales; Amaranthaceae. Bases 149 to 3232 code for a protein of 1027 amino acids.
UUUUAGGGCCUCUCGUCUUUAAUAGAGAGAGCCUUCCUUAUUAUUUUUUUCAAAUUGCAGCUCUCUUGUUAAUGAUUAAAAGGUUGUGAUUAAGGUAAAAUCGUUAAUAAUUAUUAAUACUUGAUUAAUCAAUAUCGCGAAUUAAUUAAUGUCGCGAGUUGCAGUAAUUACCUUGUCCUCCUUGGUCCUUGUUGGGCUGAUUGCGUCAGUGACCUUUAGCUUCGUAUCACAUAAUUGGGAUAAAAAUAACAAUCAAAAGUUGGCUGCUUCGUCUAAGGCGGUCCAAGCAAUAUGUAACCCUACGGAUUAUAAAGAUGCGUGUCUUAAAAGUCUAGCCACGGUCAGGACCGAUGACCCUAAGGAGCUAAUUAAGGCCGCAUUUUUAUCUGCUAAGGCCGAAUUGAUUGAUAUUUCUAAAAAUUCGACGGUCUUGAAAGAGCUCGAAAAGGAUUCUAAGACGGCUGAAGCUGUUAAAGAUUGUAGAGAGCUACUCCAAGACGCGAUUGAUGAUUUCCAACGUUCAUUCGAUGAAAUUUCAAAAUCUGAUAUGACUCAAGCUAAUAGUGCACUAGAAAACCUUAAGAUAUGGCUAAGUGCUACAAGAACGUACCAAGAGACGUGUUUAGAUGGUUUCGAAAAUACCACCGGGGAUGCGAGUGUAAAGAUGAGAAAGGUGUUGCAAUCGGCCAUGGAAAUGUCUAGCAAUGGACUUGCUAUCGUUAACGACUUGUCGUCUUUGCUUAGCAGCCUCGACAUUUCUUCGUUCAAGAGACGAUUAUUAUCAACUCAGGUGAAUAGACGUCUCUUGGACGAUGAUGAUGGGGGAGUCCUCCUCCACGACAGCGAACAGGACCGAAGGAGAAGGCUUCUUACCACGGUUCCAAUUGUAGGUCAUCACAAGGGUGAAGUCUAUCCCGAAUGGGUAGAUGGGUUUCGACGUAAGCUUUUGGAAGCCACAAACUUGGCUGAUGAUUUGAAGGCGAGGGCAAAUGUGGUGGUGGCUCAAGAUGGGAGCGGAAAAUAUAAGACAAUUGAAGAAGCUUUAAAGGAAGUUCCAAAGGAGGGAAAAGAGAGUUUCAUCAUUUACAUUAAGGAAGGAGUUUAUAAUGAAUAUCUUGUACUUUUCAAAUGGAUGACUAAUGUUGUAAUUGUUGGAGAUGGCCCAACUAAGACAAGGAUUACUAAUAACAAGAACUUUGCUGAUGGUACCAAAACAUUUAAGACUGCUACAUUGUCUGUUCUUGGAGAUUUCUUCAUGGCUAAGGACAUUGGAGUUGAGAAUACGGCAGGAGCAAUUAAACAUCAAGCCGUCGCAUUUCGAGCACAAACAGAUAAAUCCAUCUUCUUCAACUGUCACUUUGAUGGAUACCAAGAUACUCUCUACGCUCACACCUACCGCCAAUUCUACCGUGAUUGUAGAAUCACAGGAACAAUUGAUUUUAUCUUUGGUGACGCUGCUGCAUUUUUCCAAAAUUGUACCUUUGUUGUUCGCAAACCACUUGAAAACCAAAAUUGCAUUGUAACAGCCCAAGGCCGAAUGGAGAGGCAUCAACCAACCGGAAUAAUAAUUCAUAGUAGUAAAUUUGAAUCCGAUCCUGAAUACUACCCUGUUCGAAACAAGAACAAGGCUUACCUAGGAAGACCUUGGAAGAAAUUUUCCAAGACAAUUAUUAUGGAGUCUCAAAUUGAUGAUUUGAUACAGCCUCAAGGGUGGUUGCCUUGGGAAGGUGAUUUCGCGCUUGAUACUCUCUACUAUGGUGAGUACAAUAAUGUUGGAGCUGGCGCGGGUUUGGCUGAUAGGGUUAAGUGGCGCGGUGUCAGGACUAUUGUUUAUGAUCGCGCUGAGAAGUUCAUGCCACCAACACUCUUUGAUAAUGAUGAUUGGAUUAUAGCUUCUGGUAUACCUUAUCAACCAACCUUGUCUAGUGCUGCUGGACCAACAUCAGGCAUAGAUGAAGAUCCAAAUGCACCAGCAGGAGCACCAUCCUCCUUCCCCUACGAAUCUUCGUCAAGUAGUGGCACCACUUCUCAUGGUGGAUCAUUAUCUUCAGUUGGCUCUACUUCCUCAAAAUCCACCCCAUCAACUUCUAAAGGUUCAUCAACACCAAGUGGCACUUCUUCCCCUGACACGACUACGAAAAAAUCUUCCCAUGAAUCUCCAACAAGCUCAAGUACCGCUUCUUCCUCUAGAACCCCUUCCAAAGGAUCACAUUCAUCUACUGAAGGAGGACAAGGAGGAGGAGGUGGUGCAUUAUCUUCUCAAGAAAGUGGGACAAAUGAUUCAACUACUACUACUACUACUACCACCGCGACCACAACCACCGCCACCGAUGCACCUACACAAGCACCACCUCCGGAGGAGGAACUCACGACUCCAAGCCCAACACCGGCCACUAGCCCAACUUCCCCUUCAUUUGGAUUUAAAUUCACAACCUUAUUUAUUCCUCCAAUGUUUAGGCAAAAGAAGCCCAAUCCUCCAGACUCUAGCCCAAGCCCAAGUGAAGUAAAGAAGUUAAUUACUGGCCAAUUAAAAAUGGGUGAACUUGAAAGAGUGCUAAUGUCAAAUGAAGAAAUAGAGCUCGAAGGUAAACAAGCCACUAGCCCAACUCCCCCUCCUUUUGAAGCCCAAUACAUAACCCUUGUUAUUCCUCCAAUGCUUAGGCAAAAGAGGCUUAGAGCUCCAGCCUCAAGCCCAAGCCCAAGUACAAGCCCAAUAUCAAGCCCAAAUAAAGGAAAGAAGUUGCCGCAUAUUGUCCCAGCCUCAAGCCCAAGUCCAAGCCCAAAUUCAAGCCCAAAUAAAGGAAAGAAGUUGCCGCAUAUUGGCCCACUAAAAACGCGUGAACUUGAGAGAGUUUUAAUGUCAGAUGAAGAAAUGGAGUUCGAAGAUGAAGCAAGUAAUGAUGACAUGUCAGGGAAUGUUCCUGAUGGUGAUGAGCCAAGCCCAGCUAGGGUUGAACCCCCAAGCCCAUCUACUUCACCGAGCAGUGUCGUCGUAAGCCCAAGUGUUAGUCCACCAACAUCUACUAAUGGGCCUAGCCCAAGCCCAAGUUCAGAGGAGGUGUCUGAUUGGCUUCCACCUGCUUUGGCACCUGAACCCGGGCCCGUUGAUGAAGCUGAUAAAGAGCCUCUUGUAACUAGUCCUAAACCUAAAACCAACAAUGGAUCUAAGUCUAAAAUUGAGUUAAGUAUGCUAUUGAGUGGGGUAAUUAUGUGGGUUGCUCUACUCAUAUGAAUGGAUUUUUAAUUAGGCCUUUAUUUGUAGCUUAUAUCUCUUACUUUCUCUUGAAAGCAUUUUGACUGUUAUUUUUUUUUGCAAUUUUCUUUACAAUUUUACGACCUCUAUUAGCCUACAUUGAUAAAUUUUUAAAACGUAUUGUACAUAUUAUGUUGCUCCUUUCG